Messenger RNA from Mya arenaria, 3312 nucleotides. Its product is annotated as dual specificity calcium/calmodulin-dependent 3',5'-cyclic nucleotide phosphodiesterase 1-like. The transcript has 8 exons. NCBI's taxonomy places the organism in Eukaryota, Metazoa, Mollusca, Bivalvia, Myida, Myidae. The coding region runs from base 867 to 1595 and encodes 242 amino acids. The record is from RefSeq and is a predicted model, not a curated record.
GAAUUUGGAUAAUCUGCAAAUACCUUUUAUUGGUUGAAAGUUGGAUUAUACACUACCAUGCAAUGGACUGGUGAAGUUUGGUAAAAAGAAUUUAAACCAUUUGUAUUUGCCCAUGAUAAACUAAUGAAACUGUUUUCAUUUAUUGUUGUUUUUGACAUUUUGAAAGUGCACACAUAUAUGGAGGAGAGAAAAUGAAUGAUGGAAAUGAAUUUAAAACAAUUCAUAUUGAAAGACCAUGAAUGUGAAUAUUAUUCUGUUAUAACAGUAAUAUAACAAUUUCCAGCAUUCAAAAUAUAUGAAAUGGCGCUAUCUUGAACUUGCGCAUUUUAACACUUUUUAUAUAUGACAUCACAUCAGAAGUUUUAUUGACUAUAAAGUGAAAUCCCUGUUAGACAAUCAGAGAAAAAUAGUUGAAACUUGCCGUUGAAAAGAAACAUGGUUGUUUAAUGUACAGAUUCAUCAAUGGUGUGUAUAACAGAAGGAAAUGAGUUUUCACAUGCACAAAAGAAGUGUUCUGACGUGGUUAAGUCAGUUUCAACAUUACCGAGCAACAAAAAUGACCUAGCAACAAUUCUUAGCAAGGAAAAUCAAGUUUUACAUAACCUUCGACAGCAAGUGUUGUUCGUAACCUCGGAAGUGCCAAACAGUGCAAUAUAUAACAUAAAGUGCAGUAGAAAAGUUUCUUUUCGAACCAAAGGAUUAUCAACAAAGGCAGAACAGGGGGAUAGAGACCCGUCAUACACUGGGGGAUAGAGACCCAACAUACACCAGGGGAUAGAGACCCGACAUACACCGGAGGAUAGAGACCCGACAUACACCGGGGGAUAGAGGCAGAACCGGGGGAUAUAGGCCCGACAUACAAUGGGAUGGCAUUCCGAACGACGAAAAUCAAUGCAGACUUGAAAAAACUGACUCCUGCCCCUGAUCGGCCCCGGAUUUUUAUGUCAAAUAAGACCUCUAAAGUUGUGGUUGUUUUUCCCAAUGGAGAAGUUGUUGAAGUGGCAAACCCACCAGAAAAAGCAAAAGAUGACAGCAACCUACAGUCGAAAAAUGGACAGCUCGCUCGCACAGGCUCCUUGACAGUUCUACGGCGUUCGAAUUCUCGCACAAAAGUUGUGUCCAAUAACAGUAGUCGAACAUCUAGUGUUGCCUCAUUAGAGAGCGAUUCCUACGCGAGUGUGGACCUUGGAACGGACAAACUUCCACCGGUGGAUGUACCUGAAGCCUCACAUGUUUGCUCAUUAAGAUUAAAACAUAUAGUUCGAAAACUGCAAAAGGAGGACAUCUCAAAAGAAGACUUAUUGAAAAACCUUGAAUAUGCAGCACAAGUUCUGGAAACUGUAUAUAUUGAUGAAACCAGCAAAGAUCCUUCUACAGAGAAAGUUGAAAUACCAUUUGAAGGUCUUAGUUCAGAUCAAGCAGAACUUAUAAGUCGAUGCCGAGAAUGUUCCAGCGAAGCCAUAUGCAAAUGUCGACAGCGAAAAAAUGACUCGAGACGUCUUUGUGAUGAAGAAGAUGAACUCAGUGAAGUGGAGCCCGACGCUGUUCCAACAGAAGUGCGGGAUUGGUUAGCGUUGACGUUCACUCGCGAAUGAGCAAUAUUAAACGUAGGGGCGAUGACAAGCCAAAAUUCCGCAGCGUAGCAAAUGCGAUUAGAGCUGGUAUUAUGGUGGACAGGUACGCCAAUAUUUUUGGCAUAUUAUCAAUUGUUGAUAUGCAAGUAUAACAACAAUUACAUCAAUUUCACAAUGUUGUAAUUGAUGUUAUUUCACAAUAGUUUUUUACCAUUAUCAGGCCAGGAAUUGAACUGUGUCAGGCCAUGGCUUUAUGACCGCUAUCAGGCCAGGAAUUGAACUGUGUCAGGCCAUGGCUUUAUGACCGCUAUCAGGCCAGGAAUUGAACUGUGUCAGGCCAUGGCUUUAUGACCGCUAUCAGGCCAGGAAUUGAACUGUGUCAGGCCAUGGCUUUAUGACCGCUAUCAGGCCAGGAAUUGAACUGUGUCAGGCCAUGGCUUUAUGACCGCUAUCAGGCCAGGAAUUGAACUGUGUCAGGCCAUGGCUUUAUGACCGCUAUCAGGCCAGGAAUUGAACUGUCUCAGGCCAUGGCUUUAUGACCACUAUUGGGCCAGGAAUUGAACUGUGUCAGGCCAUGGCUUUAUGACCGCUAUCAGGCCAGGAAUUGAACUGUGUCAGGCCAUUGCUUUAUGACCGCUAUCAGGCCAGGAAUUGAACUGUGUCAGGGCAUGGCUUUAUGACAUAUAUCAGGCCAGGAAUAUAAUUUUGUCAGGCGAUAGUGUUUGGUGUGCAGGGAGUGUUCAAAAAAAGGGCGAUACAAGUUAAGUGAUAUCAGUGAGUCUUAUUCCAAAGAUGGUGACGAAAAUGUAGUAAACACCGUUUUAGGCCACAUUUUCAACUGGUAAGUAGUGUUAAAUAUACAUUUCCCAUAAAUGAUGAAGUCGGCUUUUCUAUCUUUUUAUGACAAUAACAUAGAUAGUGAAACGAAAUAGUUGUUGAGGGAAAGCCCUAGAAAAUCACAUGUGGAGAAGAAUGUGCAAAAAUUCUAAGGUUGCCAUUUUCUUUCAAAAUAUGUAUCAUUUUGCAAUACUUUCUCUUCCAAUUUAUGUUAGGAAUGUUGGGUUUUAUUUUACAAGCGUUUCUUUAUCCUGCAUGGUAAAACAUUUUGGUUUAACCACUUUUAUGUUCACCUAAUGCUAGUUCAUGCACAUCUGGAGACCUGAUACUGGCUCAAAUCUACACUAUGUGGUGCAAAAUAAUGGAUAAUUUAUUUUGUUUAUAAGAAAGCGUCAUUUAACAGGUUCAAAUUAAUACUUUAUAUUAACGGUAGCUGUAAAUAUUUUAUCUGCACAAACUGAUCGAAUAAUAGAUUGCUCUUAUAGGUAAGGGUAUAAAGCUCGCUUGCUCACCCUUGUCCACUGUAAGACAGCCUGUUAAUUUAAUAUGAAAUAUUGUGUUUAGAAUCAAAAGGCAAGGGCCCAAAAGAGCAUUGAACAAGAUUCACCACAGACCUUACAAACAUCACAAUAGCUUCAUCAAUUGGAUUACCACUAUGAAAUAUUGGGCCCCCCAUCCAAGCAUUAUGCUUGUGAUGGGGGACAUUUUUGGAGAAGUAUACAACCAUAACACUUCAGUAGCCCAUAUUAUUGUUGCUCUUUACAGGUAAAAAAGUUGACCUUAUAUCACAUGACCACAUCAUUUUUAAACAUGGGAUUCAUGUGCACAACUCAUUUAAGGACUGUUUAUGUUGUCUAGUUUAACCAAUCAAAACACUCCAUUUCAUCCAAGAAAUCAUCAA